AAGUACUUGGCAUUCGUCUUCGAUCACCAUCAGCAGCGUUAUGUCUACCACAUUUUGGUUUUGCUUUUACGCGUCCCUGAUCUCGGUCAUGGCCUACUCGAUCAACCGAAAUGUACAUCUUCCGAAAAACAAUUGCGAUUCAUAUUUUACAUAUGGAACUAUGAACUCGGGUAGUACCUUCAUAGGCAUUUUUACGGCCCACAGGACCGACCUCAAUGAAUUCUACUGGGAGGCAGACUUCACGGCACACGGCGCAGACGUGGAUCAAGUUAAUAAUCUCUAUCCGUAUCCCAGCGAAGAAGAGUGUUAUGCCAACAUCAGAAAACGAGAACCCGCUCAGAUGUACGUGAUCUUUGGGAAUAUUACAAACGAGUUGCCCAUGCUGACUGAUUUUAAGAUCAAUGGAGACACGCUGUGCAAAAACGAAAAGUAUCCACCACCCAUAACCACAACUCACGUUGCUCGCAGACUGACUGUCGAUCAAAUACGUAGUGGGUUGACAUUUAGGAAAAAUUAUUAAGAAAAGAUCUGCAAAGAACUUAAAUAAAGUGCAGAGAACUAAAAUAAAAUCACAUACCUGUCAACAACAAAAAUAUAUAAAAUAAAUACUACGAGAAUAUCAGUUACUAAUUGGAUACGUUGUGACUAGGAA
This is a messenger RNA of Drosophila suzukii, 652 nucleotides long. RefSeq lists its product as uncharacterized. The record is from RefSeq and is a predicted model, not a curated record. NCBI's taxonomy places the organism in Eukaryota, Metazoa, Arthropoda, Insecta, Diptera, Drosophilidae.